Molecule: messenger RNA, 1513 nt
Organism: Rhizophagus irregularis DAOM 181602=DAOM 197198
Lineage: Eukaryota; Fungi; Glomeromycota; Glomeromycetes; Glomerales; Glomeraceae
Source: RefSeq, a predicted model, not a curated record
CAGUUUUAUUAAAUUACCUAUAGUAAAAUCAAGUAAUAAAUCUUAUUUAGAAAUAAUCAGACCAACAAAAAAAGUAGAAGAAUUUUUAAUUAAUAAUAAUAUCUUCUCAAUUAAAGACGUGAGCUCUUUUCCCUUUAUUAGCAUAAUUCAACCUAAUGAUUCAAAUUACGGUGAUUAUAAUUUUCUCGUUAAGUUUGAACAAUAUGAAAUUAUUAUAAAAAAUGCAGAUCAUAUUAAGUCUUCAACUGAAUUUGAACAAGCUAUAAAUAACGCACUUAAUAGUAUGAAGCCAUUUAAAGCUUUACAUGAUGUAUUCGAUGAAUACGGACAUGUGUUUCCUCAAAAAAUUAUUUUGGGAAGAUCUUUUAUAAGAAAUAUUACAAAAACUUAUGAUAUUCCUAAUAGAAUUGAUUUGAAAUCUGGAACUUUAGAAUCGCACUUAGAUAAAUUAAAUCUUUCAUAUCUUUUAACACGAAGUGGAAAUAUUAUUGAAAAACAUGAAUUACUUGAUUUGGUGCAAAAUUUAAAUGAUGAUUUAGAAAUUAUUGAACUUGAUAAUAUCAUCUCUCUUUAUGAAAUACUUGAUAAAGAACAACAAGAAAAAAUUGAUAAUAUUAUAGCUAAAUAUAAACAGGAUAAUCACAGAAUUAUAAUGUCUGGAAUUACUGAUUUAAAGGAUUUAGAUAAUAAUAAUACUGAUCAUUAUAAACGUAUAAAUAUACAACCAUCAUUAGAAGAUGAGAAUUAUGAAGUGAUUGGAUCAAUUAUUUCAAAACAAAAGAAUUCGAAAUUAAAAGAAUUUCUUUUGAAAUUUGGAUUAUAUGAUUUUAAUGGAUUUUCUGCCAUGAUAAAAACCUUAAAGAAAACACAUAUUAAAAUAGAAGAAUGCUAUAUUUUAUGGAUGAUUAUUGGAAUUCCUUCAAAAUUAUCAGUAUUAAGUCCAAGAAACCAAGAUUUACAAGUAAAAUAUGAGUCUGUUACACUACAACCUAAUCAAAUUAAAAUGAAAACACCCAUUUCAUUAUCUCAAAAAUAUAUAAUUUCUGUUAAUGCUCAUCAUUCUUACGAGCCUAUAAAUAUCAGAUUAGUUGAAUGGUCAGAAAGUUGUAUUAGUUUUCAAAUAAAUGGGACUACACGUAAUAAUUCGAAUAUUGAUUUGAAUAUAGAGAACAUAGAUGACUCCAAUUCGUUUAUAAUGUCUGAUAAUGAUUCUGAUACUCAACAAGAAACAGAAAAUAAUUCUUCAACAAAUAUUGAAACAGUUGUGAAUAACAUAGAGUGUAAUAUUUGUAUUCUACGUUCGGAUUAUAAAACUUUUAGGAUUGAUAAUGGAGAUGAGGAAUAUCCGAUAGAUUUAAUCGGAUAUAAAUUAUCAGAAGAAAAUUUUAAUGAAAAUUUAACAUUUUCAGAUGAAUAGAAAUGAUAUAGUUAAAUUUCAGUAUAAGUACUAGGAUUUUAAUAUUAGAAAUUACUAGUUUUAACGAUUUUUUUUUAACGAUGUUGCUUUAUAUUU